Messenger RNA from Halichondria panicea, 1912 nucleotides. Its product is annotated as pre-mRNA-splicing factor SLU7-like. Bases 95 to 1750 code for a protein of 551 amino acids. Gene Ontology annotation, biological process: mRNA splicing, via spliceosome. Gene Ontology annotation, cellular component: spliceosomal complex. The transcript is spliced from 9 exons. Gene Ontology annotation, molecular function: pre-mRNA 3'-splice site binding. NCBI's taxonomy places the organism in Eukaryota, Metazoa, Porifera, Demospongiae, Suberitida, Halichondriidae. The record is from RefSeq and is a predicted model, not a curated record.
UUGGAUGUGCUCUAAUUGGAGCACAUCCAACUUUUAGAAGCGUGGAUCUCUCUACUCGAACUCGCGUACUAGAGAAUAUCAAAUAAGAUUUAAAAUGGCAGCAUCUGGUCAAAAGUUGUCCAGAGAUGAUUGGCGAAAACAGAAAGAGCUUGAAGAGGCAAGAAAAGCUGGUACUGCUCCAGCAGAAGUUGAUGAAGAAGGCAGAGACAUCAAUCCUCAUAUCCCGCAAUACAUUUCUCAAGCUCCUUGGUACGUGACUCUAGGACGACCUUCUUUGUCUCACCAGCGACCACAAGAAGACAAGGAGAAGCGCUUUGACGGUGUGAAUAAGUGGUACAAACGUGGCAUUGAUUCUUCUAAGACAGCCAUAAAAUUCAGAAAAGGAGCAUGUGAAAACUGUGGCUCGAUGACACACAAAAAGAAGGAUUGCUUAGAGAGGCCAAGGAAGGUGGGUGCAAGGUUUACUGGAGAUGAUAUUAGGCCUGAUGAACACGUCCAACCAGACUUUGAGUUCUCCUAUGAUGCUAAAAGGGAUCGGUGGAAUGGGUACAACACAGAUCAACAUCAAAAAGUCGUUGAAGAAUUUUCUAAGGUUGAGAUGGCCAAGCGACAAUUGAAAGCCGAGAAACUCCAGUCAGAGCUGCUCUCAGGGAAGCUUUCUGAGUCCUCUAUGAAGGCUGUGACCAAUGACAGUGACGACAGUGACGAUGAAGAGAAGUAUGCCGACCAAGCUGAUAUGGCAGGUACUAAGUUUGACCCUAAAACUCGAACUACAGUACGAAAUCUGAGAAUCAGAGAAGAUACUGCUAAGUACCUGUACAACUUGGACCCAAACUCUGCUUACUACGAUCCAAAGACUCGCUCUAUGAGAGAAAACCCUUUCAAACACUCAAGUAAGGAGUCUCUGCAGGCCAAAUUUGCUGGCGACAAUUUCGUUAGGCAAGCUGGAGACGUUAAAGACUUCGCCAAAAGUCAAAUGUUUGCUUGGGACGCAUUUGAACACGGGACUGACAUCCACUCUUUGGCUGACCCUACUAAACUCGAAGUCAUGCACAAGGAGUUUAAAGUCAAUAAGGGGAGCUUCAAAGAUGAGCAACAAAAGAGCAUUCUAGAGCAGUAUGGUGGCGAGGAACACCUUGAUGCUCCCCCCAAAGAGCUGCUGCUUGCCCAGACAGAAGAGUAUGUGGAGUACUCAAGACUUGGAAAUGUGAUUAAAGGGCAGGAGAAAGCUGUGACCAAGUCCAGAUAUGAGGAAGAUGUAUUCACUAACAACCACAUUACCGUUUGGGGCUCAUACUGGGAGGAAGGUAGAUGGGGGUAUGCGUGCUGCUACUCGCUUGUCAAAGGGUCUUACUGCACUGGAGAGUCAGGAAAGCUUGCCAGAAAGGCCAGCCAACAUGCAGUGUUUAGCACCACAAACGAGCAAGCAUCUUCGGAAGAAGAAGACAAGCCUGUGACCCUACUGGAGCAGCACAAAACCAAGAUGGAUAAGAAGAAGAAAAAGAGUAAGGAAGACCAACUAAAAGAGGAACUAGAGGAAGAAGUGGCCAAGCAAGAAAGAUUAAAAAAGGCAUUGAGAGUUGAAGAGGAAAGAGGUAAAGAUAUGACAAAAAUCCUUGCGAUGGAUGAACGCAAGAGACCUUAUAACUCAAUGAAGGCUGAUGAGUCCAGAGAGCCUACUGAAGAAGAGAUGGAAGCCUACCGCCUGAAAAGAAGAAGGCAAGAAGAUCCAAUGGCAGACUUUAUGUAAUGACAAUUAAUUUUUACAGUAACUAUAAUUCGAUUAAACCUCUUCAUGUUUGUACGUAUCAUUGCACAAUACCAGGAGUCAUGCACUCCUGACAAUACUUAAGUCUUAAUUUAAGUCUUAAUUUUUCAAUCAUUGCGAAAAUGAAUGUUGAGUUUUAAUGGA